AUGCUUCAAAACGCCGACCAUACCUCGACUACUGCCACGUCCGUCAUCAACGCCCCGAGCUCGCCCUCUACAAUUUCCCCGACCGAGCGAAAAGGAUCGUCUCAGCCUUGCAAUGACCCUCAGUUAUCCCACCAGGAAGUUUCCGCGACUUCGUUAGUACAGAACUCGCAUGCAGCCCUGUCGGAGAAACCGUCUCUUCCAAACCAAUCUUUCCACCGACGUGCAAAUACUGAGGUUUUUGUUCGACGACAGUCACAUUUGCCGGCCCGACAACUCUUUGCAGACCAGUCCAAGACACUGGAAGAUCUCGACAGUAGGGAUAGACCCUCGAUUCCGCCAACGGAGAAUCUCACAAGGAGAAAACUAGAGGAAGGUGCGAAGCUAUUCACAGGCUGGUUUCAGGGCAAGUCUGAACCAGUUAAUCUGGGUGUGAUGUCUCAGUCAGAGCCUACAGGAACGUCGACGAUGGACGCUCGCGAUUUCUAUGGAUCCCCUAAGGUCCCUACAUCGCGAGCACAGAAGCGUAUGACCGCUCCUUCACCUCUAAAGCAGGUAACCUCGUCGAGUCCUUUUUCUUUCUUUGGGUUGAAGCGCCAGGAACCCAAAAUGGAGCUCCCUGAGCCUGCAGAUGAUGAAUUCCUGAAUUUGGACAUUGCUGCUGCUCUAUUCCCAGCCACAGCUACUAGUUUCAGCGAACAGGAAGCUUUCGAUACCCUGAGGAACAACGCGGAGACCGUCAUCAAAAGGUUGCAGACGGCCUAUAAGCAAAGAACGUUCGCCUUGCAUGAGGCACUAGCCGACAAGAAUGAGAAACAAGAAGAGUUGGAAGAGACCCGGACCCGAGUUGGAAACCUAAAGAUACAGCUGGAUGGCAUGGCAGAGAAGGUAAAUCAACAAGAAAAGGCUAUGAAUGCCAUGGCGGAGGAGCUGGAGCAGGAAAGACAAUUGCGCCAGAGAGAAGAUGAAGCGCGCUUGCGCAGUAUCAGACUCAUCAGGUCUAGUGAUGAUGAGAGCAUUUCCGACCUGGGCGCUGACCUUCAAACUCCCACGCGGAACAUGAAGCGUGCUAGCAAUGCCACAUACGCCAGCGAUUCGGGCUUUGACUCGGGGGACGAAAGCCUCGCAGAAAGCGUAUUUUCGCGCCGGGAAGGCCUCGAAUCACCGGCUUCUACGGUAGCUCCUUCUCCAAGCAUCUCUCAUAUCACAUUGCCCGCACCGGUAUCAACUCCUUUGAAAGAGAAAGAACUCAAACCUCUCCCACAAACACCUACGCCACGGCAAUCGGCAUAUGACCGAGUGCUCAAAGGUAUUACUAGCUCGUGGACGAGUAACUCCAAAUGUGGGAUCUGCCACGGAGUUCCUUCCUCUGAAGCUUGGAGCGUCCUGGGAAUUUUAAAGGAAGAAAAUAAGGGCCUGAAGGAGCGACUAGGUGAACUCGAAAUAGUCAUCGAUGACUGUCUGAGUAUGGUUGGACCUUGA
Aspergillus pseudotamarii is the source of this 1479-nucleotide messenger RNA. RefSeq lists its product as uncharacterized. The transcript has a single exon. The record is from RefSeq and is a predicted model, not a curated record. The coding region runs from base 1 to 1479 and encodes 492 amino acids. Lineage: Eukaryota; Fungi; Ascomycota; Eurotiomycetes; Eurotiales; Aspergillaceae.